GAAUAUAUCCAUUGUAGGUCGUUCAAGUGCGAGGGCUAUUUAGAAUAGCUUAGUUGACCUUUUUUGUCGUUUUUCAGACGUCAUCAUUUGCUGACUAAGCAUCCCCGAAGUCAUUUGCAAAAGCUCCGGAAAGCACGAUUGCAUAAACUCAUGAUGGAACAAUAAGUUUUACCUUUUUGAAUUUUUCCUUCAUAGUCAAGUUUAAAACUGUGUGAAGAAAGUGAAGGAUGAGUCAAGUGACCUUUUUUAUGUAAUGUCGAUGUUUCUAUACAUUUUCCACUAAUAAAUCUGAAAUUAUGGUUAGCUGAUUUGUACUUACCAAUUCAGAAACCGAUUGUUUAUGUGAAAAUAUCCGUAAUUUCUACGUAGUAAGUAAUUACUGUGGCCUGAACAGCAACAUUGUAGACUUAAUCGUAUACCAUAACACCGCUACUUUAUAAUUUACGAAUUAUGUUGUAGCAUGUUACGGUUGACAAUGCAAUAACUGUCAUGUUCUUAUCGUCUUUACUUAUGUAUCAACGAUCGUAAGCAUUUAAAUAUUUUCGAAUUAACAACCACGAUUUAUAUCUAAUUCUAAUUGUCCGUAUUUUUGGAUCAAACCAGUAAACUGGGAGUGGAAGCAGACUAAACCAGUUAUAUACCGAGUGUCCUCAAGAAAUACUUUUACAACUAAAUAGGAAAAAGCUACUAAAUGGGAUCUGCAGUAGAUUUAAUUACAUACAGUCCCGCUGCUGCACAACAUAACCUUGCUUUGAUUAACUACUGUCGCAUAUCUAUCGCAGCACUUUCUGGAUGUACAGUCGGGAUAUUAGGUUUGACAGGAAUCAUGGGAUUUAUGUUUUAUUUUCUGGCGCAUGGUUUCUUAUCAUUAUUACUGUUACAAAAGGCAGGAAAAUCAUGGAACAAAUACUUUAUUCAGCGUUCGUGUUUAACGUAUGGAGGGGUUUUCGGAGAACUAACUACUUAUAUUUUAUUUUGGACUUUUAUUUAUGGCAUGGUUCAUGUAUAUUAAAGAUAAUCUAAAUAUAUUGACCUACUUUGCUUAA
Molecule: messenger RNA, 1046 nt
Organism: Schistosoma margrebowiei
Lineage: Eukaryota; Metazoa; Platyhelminthes; Trematoda; Strigeidida; Schistosomatidae
Source: the annotation of a GenBank genome assembly